AUUUAGCUCACUUCACUACUAUAUACAAGACAGAGACUCAGAGAACAGGAACAAGCUCGCAGAUCGCUGGCAGAGAGAGUUACAAAUGGCUGCACAGUGUGUGACCAAAGUGGAACUGAGCAUUUCCUGCGACAAUCUGCUAGAUAAAGAUGUCGGCUCCAAAUCAGAUCCGUUGUGUGUCCUGCUUCUGAACACCAGCGGCCAGCAAUGGUCUGAGGUUGAUCGCACAGAAAGAAUAAAAAAUUGCUUAAAUCCGAAGUUCUGCAAGAAGUUCCUGAUUGACUACUAUUUUGAAGUGGUUCAAAAGCUGAAGUUUGGGGUUUAUGACAUAGACAAUAAAAGCUACGAUCUAGGCGAUGAUGAUUUCUUGGGAGAGUUCGAGUGCACCCUGGGACAGAUUGUUGCCAGUAAGAAACUGAUCAAACCUCUAGUUUUAAAAAACGGCAAGCCUGCAGGAAAAGGAUCAAUCACGAUUUACGCAGAGGAGAUUAAAGAUAACCGAGUAGUACAGUUUGAAGUUGGAGCACGAAAACUGGACAAUAAGGAUUUGUUCGGAAAGUCAGACCCUUACUUGGAGUUUCACCGACAGACUGAAGAUGGAAGAUGGCAGAUGGUCCAUAGAACAGAAGUGAUUAAAAACAACCUGAAUCCUGUGUGGAAACCCUUUAAGAUACCGCUUCGGUCUCUCUGUAAUGGGGACAUGGACAAGCCCAUCCGGGUUGAAUGUUAUGACCAUGACAAUGAUGGGUCACAUGACUUAAUUGGAAUCUUUCAGACGGACAUGACUAAACUAAAGGAAGCGAGUCGCUCGAUGCCAGUGGAGUUUGACUGCAUAAAUGAAAAGAAGAAACUAAAGAAGAAAAGCUACAGAAAUUCCGGGGUAGUGAGUGUAAAACAUUGCCAGAUUGUAGUGGAAUACACCUUUCUUGAUUAUAUUAUGGGAGGCUGUCAGAUGAAUUUUGUUGUCGGAAUUGACUUUACUGGAUCAAAUGGAGACCCUCGCUCCCCAGACUCUCUGCAUUACAUUAGCCCCAAUGGAGUCAAUGAGUACCUGCAAGCUAUGUGGUCCGUUGGGUUAGUAAUUCAGGAUUAUGACUCUGAUAAAAUGUUCCCAGCCUUUGGUUUCGGAGCUCAGAUCCCACCGACAGGACAGGUUUCACACGAGUUCCCAAUAAAUUUUAACCCAUCAAACCCUUUCUGUUCUGGUAUUGAGGGGAUUAUAGAUGCGUACCGCAAAUGUCUCCCUCAAGUUAAACUAUACGGACCCACCAACUUCUCUCCAAUCAUUAAUAAUGUCGCCAGAUUUGCUGCAGCUGCUGCACAACAACAGACGGCCUCUCAAUACUUUGUGCUUAUGAUCAUCACUGAUGGUGUGAUAACUGAUCUCGAUCAGACCCGACAAGCUAUCGUCAAUGCUGCUAAACUACCGAUGUCCAUCAUAAUAGUUGGUGUUGGAGGAGCUGAUUUUAGUGCCAUGGAGUUUUUGGAUGGUGACAAUGGUGGUCUCCGAUCGCCCAGCGGGGAGAUGGCCAUAAGAGACAUUGUCCAGUUUGUACCUUUCAGGGAUUUUGCUAAGGCUCCGAAGGAGGCUCUUGCUCAGAGCGUCUUGGCAGAAGUUCCACAACAAGUUGUCUCAUAUUUUAGUACAUACAAGUUAAAGCCACCAAAUGACCCUGCUGCAAAAUGAAGACCCAUGUAAGCCGUCAGUCAGUGCUGGAGCGCAAAGAUUCGCUUUUUGUACCCUUGAAAAUUUGUACUUUAUUCCCUUAUGUACAUUAUAUAGAAAUUAAAAGUCACCAAGUUCUGUGACCAUAUAAUAAUAGGGGGUAUUAUUCCUUAUAAUACAGAAGUGCUCCUAAUGAAGAUUGAAGGUAUGACAUUAGUUCUCAAUGGUCAAACUGAAUGAUUACACAGUACCUUUAUUACAAUCACUUCUGCACUGUAUAAUAUUAUGUAUAUAACAGUAAUCUUUUUGUAAUAUAGUAAAAGAAUUACAAUCUUUUAUUUUAUAAAGUUUUACUUAUCUGCCAAA
This is a messenger RNA of Pseudophryne corroboree (corroboree frog), 2032 nucleotides long. RefSeq names its product copine 3 (gene CPNE3). Lineage: Eukaryota; Metazoa; Chordata; Amphibia; Anura; Myobatrachidae. Gene Ontology annotation, molecular function: calcium-dependent phospholipid binding; receptor tyrosine kinase binding. Gene Ontology annotation, biological process: ERBB2 signaling pathway; cellular response to calcium ion. The record is from RefSeq and is a predicted model, not a curated record. Bases 86 to 1687 code for a protein of 533 amino acids. The transcript is spliced from 16 exons. Gene Ontology annotation, cellular component: plasma membrane.